This is a messenger RNA of Cydia fagiglandana, 1755 nucleotides long. RefSeq names its product mitochondrial-processing peptidase subunit alpha. Gene Ontology annotation, molecular function: metal ion binding. The record is from RefSeq and is a predicted model, not a curated record. The transcript is spliced from 12 exons. Gene Ontology annotation, cellular component: mitochondrion. Bases 145 to 1755 code for a protein of 536 amino acids. NCBI's taxonomy places the organism in Eukaryota, Metazoa, Arthropoda, Insecta, Lepidoptera, Tortricidae.
AACUGUCAAAAAAUGAUAAGGCGAUGUUGAAAGCUCCAAACGUCUUUGAAAUAUUAUAUUUCUUUUAUAGCCGGAAUAUAUUUGAAUGUAAUUGAGUUUGUUUGUGAACACUCGAGCAAAUACAUCCAAUAAGGUUCUCGAAACAUGUCACAUGUAGCCGAAGUUAAAGUUCUUGUUUCUAGGUUAUUUUCUAUGAAAAAUGGGCUUUUCAAAUCUGGUGUAAGAAGUUUUAGUCAAGAUGUGGACAAAUCAGCUCAAGCCCUGGCUAAGAACAGUGUUACGCCACUCCCACCCCUAUCGGAUCCUAUGCCAAACCUCCCACCUGUGAUAUAUUCCACCGGAAAAGCAGAGGACUGUGUAACUGAGGUCACCACCCUCAGCAAUGGACUUAGAGUUGCAUCAGAGAAAAAGUUUGGCCAGUUUUGUACUGCGGGUGUGGUUAUUGAUUCCGGCCCACGAUAUGAAGUUGCUUACCCAAAUGGCAUUUGUCACUUUCUGGAAAAGUUAAGUUUUGGGGCAACACAUAAAUUUGCAACCCGUGAUGUGAUGCUGCGAGAGUUAGAAAGACAUGGCGGCAUUUGUGACUGCCAAGGGUCUCGUGACACUACAGUAUAUGCAACUAGCGCUGAUUCUAGAGGUCUUGAGGCUGUUACACAAGUGUUAGCAGAAGUGACAUUAAGGCCACGGCUGUCUACUGAAGAGAUUGAAGCUGCCAGACAAGCAGUAGCAUUUGAAUUGGAAACUCUUGCUAUGAGGCCGGAGCAAGAAACUAUACUUAUGGACAUGAUACAUUCGGCCGCAUAUAAGGGGAACACACUUGGUCUCCCAAAGAUCUGCCCCAAGGAGAAUGUAAACAAAAUAGACCGUGGCAUUAUACUGAAUUACUUGAAGAACCACUACACGCCAAAUCGGAUGGUAGUUGCUGCUGUUGGUGUUGACCAUGAGCCGUUCGUAGAGUUUGUACAGAAGUAUUUUGUGGACAUGAAGCCCACGUGGCAUGGCGAGGACAGCGACAAGUUCACGCCACUAGUCGACAAGUCCGUGGCUCAGUAUACUGGCGGUAUGGAACAGGAGGAAUGUGAAAUACCACUGUACCCUGGAUCUGACUUACCGGAGCUAUCUCAUGUUGUUAUUGGAUUAGAAAGUUGCUCGCAUGGAGACCCAGACUUCGUGACGACGUGCGUGCUGAACAUGAUGAUGGGCGGCGGCGGGUCCUUCUCCGCCGGCGGCCCGGGCAAGGGCAUGUACACACGGCUCUACACCAACGUGCUCAAUAGAUAUCAUUGGAUGUUCAACGCGACGGCGUACAACCACGCGUACGGCGACACCGGCGUGUUCUGCGUCCACUCGGCGUCGCCGCCCACCCGCAUCUACGACACCGCCGUCGUGAUCGCGCGCGAGCUCGCCAACAUGGCCGGCAAGGUCGGCGAGACGGAGCUGAGGCGAGCCAAGACCCAGUUGCAGUCGAUGCUGCUGAUGAACCUGGAGGCCAGGCCGGUGGUGUUCGAGGACGUCGGCCGGCAAGUGCUCGCCACCGGCAAGAGGAAGCCGCCCUCCUUCUUUAUCGAUGAAAUUGAAAAAGUGACAGCGGACGACAUAGUGCGCGUGGCCCGGCGCAUGCUGAGCGGGCGGCCGUCGGUGGCGGCGCGCGGGCGGCUCGCGCACCUGCCCUCCUUCGACGAGAUCUGCGCCAACAUGACGCUCACCACCGACUCCUCGCCGCAGGGCCGGCGGCUCAACCUCUUCAGAGCUUGA